AUGCGGAGGACCAUUUUCACCGGGGGGAGGCUCGCUUCUCACUGGAAUACCUCGUCUCGGCCUGGGACCAAUGGUGGCAGCAACCCAAAACAACUCCACCGCAAUCCGAUCAGGCAUUCAAGUCGACCAUCGUCCGUCACACCUUGCUCACAAAUCCCCAUAUCGACAAUUGCUCCUUCUCCCCGGCGUCGCAACAUUAACAAACGCGAUGCUCGCCAAUUGUGUUCCAGUAAGCGCUGGAACAGUGAUCUAGCCGUGCCACGUCCUGCGUCGAGGGAGCAAGAAUACCGCAUCCCAUUACCCGAAUGGAGCUCUCUAGAAGAACAGGAAGAAUACCAACGGGGCUUUUUCCGAACCAUCGAAAACGGACAACCGAACCAAGUGAUGGAAGCCAUGGUUGACCCACGCUCGGUGGGGCUGGUAGGAGCUCUGGCCCCAACCACCUUCAUCGAGAUUCUACAUCUGCUCGCUCCAUCACAUUUCGUGGAGCCCUAUCGUGAUUUGCAUCACACUAUUCAUGGAUGGGGUGUUUUGAUGCAAGGACUCCAGCCGCUCGAGGAGAUCUUUGACGAGUUCACGAGGGCCUUACUCACGAUCAUGCAAUAUAGAGUUGCGGCCGGGUAUCCACCCCAACUAGCGGAAUACACCCACCUCCUGGACUGUGCUCGCGCAAUGGGUAACGGGCCCUUGGCAGACGAGUUGUGGGAAGAAAUGAACACAAACAUUAUCGCCCCGGAUGUCAUUUGCUUCAAUCAUUACACUGGGGCAAAAGUCUGGGACCACUGCUAUGUGGGAAAGGAAUCAUACAAUCUUCGAGUUCUCCCCUACAGUUACAAGAAACGGCGCAUGACGAACCCGAGUCCUGGGUGGCGUGGCUUUGGAACCGCGGCAAACAGUGUCAGACGAGUUGUGCUGGAUGUGUUUAGUGAGAUGAGCCAGAAUGGUCUCAGUGGGGACGAACAGACAUACAUCAACGUUCUCCUUGCGUCAGCACGUGUUGGGGAUAUGACAGCGACGAAGAAUAUUCUCGUCACCGUGUGGAAUGUGGACGUGGAUGCAAUUGUUGCCGCUAGCGAUCACUCUUCACUGCCACCUGUCACACCAUACGAUACCUGGUCUGGACUGUACCCAACGGACCGUCUUCUCUUUGCCGUCGCCCAUGCCUUUGGAACCGGUAAUAAUUUCCAAGCUGCCAUGAAGACUGUCGACUUUAUAGCUUCGUCAUACAAAAUCCCUAUCACAGACCAGGUGUGGACUGAGCUAUUUGAGCGAGCAUACACUCUCUCAAAAGAGCACAAACGCAGACAGGCACAAGAUGGACGAACCGGUAAAGUCUCCCGGGAAACGGUUCACGGGAUGUUCAAGACGAUGACGGAGGAGCCUCAUAGCGUCUCUCCAACUCUCCAAAUGUAUCGUUUUACAACCCAGACUCACAUCAUGGAUGGUGCUUUGGAGCAAUGCAAAGAGGACAUGCGCAAGGCAUAUGAUAUCCUCAGUGAGACGAGGACAAGAAGAAAACAAGCACGAGAUACAGUCAUGCGCUGUUUGCAGCCAGUGCUUGAAAGUAUGAAGGCACCGCCAAGUGAAAACAAACUUACGCCGAGCCGCCGAGUGAAAUACCAGCGGGAUAAUUGCUUUGAGCCAGACGAAACCUUGUUCCAGUGCCCACUUCUAGCCGAAGCCAUUCAUACAUAUGACCUGCUUCGACUGGAGGUGUUCCAGCAAAUAUACCUGAUGCAACGUAUUGCUUACGCGGUUGUCAAAAGGAAAUUCUGGAAAGACACACCGGACAAGGUCUGGGAACAGCAAGAACGGCCCAAGUUACAAGAAGAAUGGAAAGACUUUCUCCCGGAGCACAACAUCUACGAGAGUACUCGAUCCUACAGAGAGCACGAGAGUGGAACAGUCGAGUUCCGAGGCCGAACAAACUCCCACAGCCGGUAUAUGAGCCAGCAUGGCCGGAUCCAUGCGCGGCGCCUACCAGACCAAGCCGAGCUGUUCCAGCCCAUUGAAGAAAAGGUCCUCGACGAUAGGAUAUUCUGGGAAUUCUUACUUCUUGACUAUCCAAAGCUUGAUCCUUCCAUCUCGCCCCUCAACCGCCUAUAUACUUUCCAGCUCGAACACACCACAGAGUUGAAAGAGAAGCUCAACAAGUUAUCGACUCGAGUUGAAUAUCCCGAGGAGCACCGACUUUCGGACAAGAAUAAUCCUGGUGGCGGGUUCUAUGGUCGAAUUCAUGCACUUGAGUUGGAUGUGGAUCCUCGCCGCUCCAUUUACUGGAGGAAUGGCAAUCCUUGGAACGUAUGA
Penicillium salamii is the source of this 2307-nucleotide messenger RNA. NCBI's taxonomy places the organism in Eukaryota, Fungi, Ascomycota, Eurotiomycetes, Eurotiales, Aspergillaceae. The record is from the annotation of a GenBank genome assembly.